Molecule: messenger RNA, 3278 nt
Organism: Coregonus sp. 'balchen'
Lineage: Eukaryota; Metazoa; Chordata; Actinopteri; Salmoniformes; Salmonidae
Source: the annotation of a GenBank genome assembly
GUAAAGUAGUGGUGGAGAGCACGCCUGUGUGCUUUCACUUAGGACCAAUCUAACAAACAUUAGUCUAUGUAGUCUACUAUCUACUGGGGGUUUUAAAUCACAGAGAAUAAGUUCUACAUAGCCUAGUUUAGAGUGAGUAAGCUCGAAAAUGAAUAAGACUGAAUAUCAUCAACUACCACUUUCCCAAUAUGGUUUCGAGCAGCAAUUUGACGAGCGAGGCGCUAUCGAAUGGAUGCAGGAGAACUGGUGAGUAUGUUAUAACAUUGUUUGUUUUUCAAAAUAAUUAUGAAUUCAUCUUGUUCGUGUUGUCGAACAGGACAGCUGAAGCCCUUGAUCACUUCAUAAGUUGAAUAGUGUCAGGUGUGACAUCCCAAUGCUGACAGCCUAAGGUUGAAGCCAAAUAUUAUACCAUUUACUUUACCACCUUAUUAUUCAAAUAGCAGCCACAUUGUCCUGUUCUUGCUUUGAAAUUAGAAUAUCAACAUCUAGUAGUGGUUUAAUCAGGAUGUCUAGUAGAAAAGUAAAAAAUAAAUGUCAGCUAAACUGCAUGCAGAAAGAUUUUAUGGUUUCUUGUACAAAUGUAACAUUAAAAAAAAAUUCAAGCCAGCUAAGAUUAACCAAAGUGGCUAGGGCUGAUUUGCUUUAGUCAAUACAUUUCACUUAUCACCAUAGCAAACUGGGUGUGCCAUGUUAAAUACCUUUAGCAUGAGUAUGUAAAAACGUCACUUCAUUAAAGGGUGUGCUCAAUCACUGAAAUACCUUUGCAGCUGAGUAACCUUGCCAUGAGCACAAUUAAGGACAUUUUUACUGACAUUGUUGAUUUUUGUUUCUCUCUCACCAGGAGCAAGGCCUUUGUGUUCUGUGGCCUAUAUGCAGUGCUGGUCUUUGGAGGCCAACAUUUCAUGAAGGAGAGGCCUAAACUUAGUCUGCGCAGACCACUGGUGCUGUGGUCACUCAGCCUGGCCAUCUUCAGGUGAGUUAAAGCACAGAACACCCACAUUUACCGCUGACAUUUGAGUGAAUGAAUACAGUAAUCAUGUCAUGUCUCUGGAAACUUAAAUACCCAAAGCUCCAAAUCUAUAGUGAGCUUUUUUUGUUUUACAUCUGCCAACAAGUCACUUUUUCAUUAUGCAUCCAUCUGUUAACAAUCCUGAUGGUAGAAAGAUGGCUGUCACAAUCAUUUGUUAAGCGUUUAAAAAUCUUACUCCUAUGUUACUGUUUUAAGAUUACAAUUUGUGCUGAAAUGAUGCAUUAUUUGUGCAAAAAGCACCCUCAUGGAGCUGCUUUUAACGUGGUGGAACUAAGCAUACAUGUGCACUGCUUUGUUAGGGCAGUUUCCUAGACACCAACGUGACCUUACUACAUAUGUUUCCCUAGUGCAGGGCUCUCCAACCCUGUUCCUGGAGCGCUACCAUCCUGUAGGUUUUCACUCCAACCCUAAUCUAGCGCACCUGACUCUAAUAAUUAGCUGGUUGAUAAACUGAAUCGGGUUAGUUAAAACCUACAGGAGGGUAGCUCUUCAGGAACAGGGUCAACGAGCCCUAUACUACGUACGUGGUUGGAGGAGUUAGCGACAUAACUUUAGUGAACUCAGAGUUCAACUCGGAAACUGGUACCACAAGUGGUUCACCUUUUUAGCCAGGUACAUUUCUAUGGCAACGAAUCCUUCAGAACUAACCUGCUCACGGGCAGGCUAACUCGGGGCCAACUCCAUUUAUCUUGAAGUGUCUGACAUGUGAGUUGAGGACCAAAGACAUCAGAUUCCCUCCCUCUCGCAAACAUUGCAUCAUCCCCUUCAUUUUUGUUAGGUAUUUUAAUAUUACUAUUUAUCACAUAGAUUUAGUGAUUACAGAAUGCAUUGAAACUUCACACUUUUCACAUGGUGAAACUUGUAUGACUUAAUAUAAUUAUUUUAUCGAUAGGCUUGGUGAUUUAAAAGGUGCUUGUGCGUUGAUAAGCACACCAAUGACUGCGUUAAAGAUAAUACAAAUAAAGAUGGCACUUCAACAAGCCUAUUUCACACCAUAGCCUCUUUCAUUUUGAUUUUGGCACAAAUGAAAAUUUGGCACCAACUCAUCCAUGGAUUGAUGUUUCAGCAUUGUCUCAAUGAAAAGUUUGGUGUUCGACUAGCCACGUGCGACAUGCACAUGCAGUUAUAAGCCUGCUAGAGUUGGCGGCAAGCGGACGAGCAAUAUCCACCAUCAUAGUGCGGAUGAAACCCGAGCUGGAAUGUGAAGCUAGCUUUAGAAAACCCUGAUUUAGAUCUAGCUUCAGUCAUAGUAUACCCCUCAGGUGUCAUUACAGGUGUCUGGCUAAUGGGAUGGUGACCAAUGUUGGUCAGAUUUCCCAAAACAAAACCUUCCAAAAUGUGUUAAAUCUUAUCACUGUCUCAAAACAAACCAUCCCUAUGAAAUACUCAUUUGUGCAAGGCUGUGAUGCAAGGCUAGUAUAACUUGUUUAGUUUUGCCCUUGCCAUUUAGUGCAAUGCUUAACUUUAUUUUAAUUGCAGUAUCAUUGGAGCAAUUCGAACAGGAUGGUACAUGCUGUAUAUCCUCUCCACCAGUGGUUUCAGACAGUCUAUAUGUGACCAGAGCUUCUACAACGGGCCAGUGAGCAAGUUCUGGGCCUAUGCCUUUGUCCUGAGCAAAGGCCCUGAACUGGGUAAGAACCGGGGAUGGAACUGCCAGUCAUUUGUCUGAACUUGGUAUUUUGUCCACUCUACCAUGAGUGUCUAAUUUUUUGACAAACCAUAUAACUUAGUCAAAGAUAUGCAGUAAAUGUUAAGUGUGUCUGCAUGGCUGGGACCAUAACUUUGCCGGUCCUGAUGUGUUCUCUCCAUGACCUCCGCAGGUGACACUGCAUUCAUUGUGCUCCGUAAGCAGCGGUUGAUCUUCCUGCACUGGUACCACCACAUUACCGUGCUGCUCUACUCCUGGUACUCCUACAAGGACCAGGUGGCUGGAGGCGGCUGGUUCAUGACCAUGAACUACUCUGUUCACGCACUCAUGUACAGCUACUACGCAGUGCGGGCGGCCGGCUACCGUGUGCCACGCCCCUUUGCCAUGGUCAUCACCACCUUCCAGAUUGCUCAGAUGGCCAUGGGGCUGACGGUCAAUUGGCUGGUCUACCACUGGAUGCAGGAGGGGGACUGCCACUCCUACCUGAACAACAUUGUGUGGAGCUCCCUCAUGUACCUCAGCUACCUGGUCCUCUUCUCCUCCUUCUUCUACCAGACCUACAUGAAAGGCAAAGGUGGCAAGAGCUCCAAGAAAGACUAA